AGGAAAAAUUUGUUCCUCUCAUUGGAGAACCUACUUCACUGGGACAACUUUUCUCCAGUUCAUUCCCACAACUCACGUGUCUGACCUUCCGAGAGCUAGUAAUGGGCAACAUACGCAGUGAAGCAAUACUACGUAAUCUAAAGAACCACCUGCAUUUGAAAUCAAUAAGUAUCAUCCGCUGUUUUACGGAUGACGAAUUGGAUCCCCUGGCUGAACAAAUAACUACUGAGAACAGGAUGAAAAUAACGCUUCAACAUGACACGGCACAAAAGAGCACCAAGGGAUGGUUAACAGGAGAUGUAGUGGAUGCACUUUGUCAUCGAACAUGCGUCCGUUAUUUUGAAGUACUCGAAAUGGGCAGAAAUGUUACAAGUGACAAACGUCGGCCACACCUUCGUUGCAGAAAGGUGGAUUCAAAGACCACCAUACACGAUACAGACAUCAUGGUCAGUUUCGAUGUUGAAUCUCUGUUCACCAAUGUUCCUGUCACCGAAUCCUGCCGAAUCGUCGAAGAACGCCUCGAAGCUGACGACACCCUCGAAGCUGACGACACCCUCCCUGACAGAACUCCCCUGACACCGGAUGAAAUACAUGACCUCAUGUACUUCAGCCUCAACUCAACUUCCUUCAAAUGGCGAGACCAUUACUACCAGCAACUUCAAGACGCAGCCAUGGGAUCACCUCUUUCACCGGUUAUAGUCAACAUCUUCAUGGAGCACUUCGAAACUACGGCACUCCAGACUCUCUCACAACGUCCUUCUUUCUGGCUCCGAUAUGUCGACGACACAUUCGUCAUCUAGCCACAUAGCAGGCGUGACUUAGACCACUUAAUAUUCCUCGCCCACAUCAACCGGCAUCACCCGAGCAUCAAAUUCACCAUGGAGACUGAGCAAAACAACAGCACCCCCUUCCUAGACGUCCUCGUUACCAAAUCGCCAUCCGGCAAGCCCGCUCACCAAGUCUACAGGAAACCCACACACCGAUAGAAAUCUUCACUACAGAUCCUUCCACCAUCCAUCCGUACUACAAUCAGUCCCCAACGCCCUCAUCCGCCGAGCCCAUCAACUCAGCGCGAUGCCGACCAUCUAGACCAGGAAAUCUAGCAUGUCACCACAGCCCUAACUACCAUCAACAAAUACCCAAGACAUAAGAUCAAAUCCAAGACUCCCGCCAGCAAGCCCGCAGCCAACACCAUCCCUGAAGAGAGCCAACCCGCAGCUACACCACCGAAACAAACUGUUGUUCUUCCCUAUAUCGGUCAAGCCUCUCACAAGAUUCAGCGUAUCCUUCAAGCAGCAGACAUCCAAGUUCGACACAGUUCCUCCAACAAACUCCAUUCGAUACUCCACUCCCACAAAGAUAAGCAUCCAAACCACAAGAAAGCUGGAGUCUACAAAAAACCAUGCGAAUGUGGAAAAGUCUACAUGGAAACAAGACCCAAGGAGCACAGAACCAGCUUCAGACUCAGCGAUUGGGAUAAGUCCGCCAUCGUCAAACACGCCCAGCAACACGAACACACCAUCGAAUGGGAUAACAGUCAUCUCAUCUCCAUAAUGAAGGACUGGCAUACACGCCGAAUCCGAGAAGCCAUCAAAAUUCACCGCCACAACACCGUGCCCCAAGACUCAGGAUUAUACAUCAACGACAUCUGGAAGCCCCUCAUCAACAAGUACCCGAUCACUCCUCCUCCACCACCACCGCCUUCACCACCCCGCAGACACCCGUACAUCAACCACCGCCACCCGCCGAACCCUCAAAGCAGCCGCCAGCCUCACAGCUACAAUGCACAGCAGACGACAGCAGACUACAAUGCCGCCUACGUCGGGGACACACAUAGCGCCUCGCCGACAGCACACCCAACCCAUGGAUUCGAAACUCCCCGACGUCCGCAACCCGGAGACUCCAGCCCAGACGGACAGCCAGACGGACGAGCAGACCAGCCAUGUCCACUCCCCGAUGACUCAAGCCCACACAGUCAUGUAUCGUAUCAUUCAGACAUUUAAGGUCAGCCAUUUGAAUCUACGCGAUGAUCAAUCAGCAUCCUCCUGCCUGGGGAAGUUUCUCAGUCUCCUGCCUCAUCUCACAGACGUGGAGAUUCGCUCAAGUUCCCUUCAUGAUGAGUUCUACAAAGAGAUUGCUGAUCGUGCUUCUUCAUCUCAGGUAAA
Molecule: messenger RNA, 2165 nt
Organism: Strongylocentrotus purpuratus (purple sea urchin)
Lineage: Eukaryota; Metazoa; Echinodermata; Echinoidea; Camarodonta; Strongylocentrotidae
Product: extensin-like
Exons: 5
Coding region: 1425-2003 (192 amino acids)
Source: RefSeq, a predicted model, not a curated record